Molecule: messenger RNA, 3824 nt
Organism: Tribolium madens (black flour beetle)
Lineage: Eukaryota; Metazoa; Arthropoda; Insecta; Coleoptera; Tenebrionidae
Gene: hop
Product: tyrosine-protein kinase hopscotch
Exons: 13
Coding region: 165-3524 (1119 amino acids)
Biological process (GO): cytokine-mediated signaling pathway; hemopoiesis; peptidyl-tyrosine phosphorylation
Cellular component (GO): cytosol; membrane; cytoskeleton
Molecular function (GO): cytokine receptor binding; ATP binding; non-membrane spanning protein tyrosine kinase activity
Source: RefSeq, a predicted model, not a curated record
CUACCUGUUUGUGUGUUUGUUAUCUUCUUCUUGUUAUUGAAAGUGUUUUCAGAAAUUUGCGUUGUUUUCUGAAAACAGUUGAUAAGUGUUUGGGUUUGGUGUUUUUAUGAGUUCUCAUGUGCGGGUACAGGACUAUUAUCUGUCGUUAAACCAACCUAACCAAAAUGACCGAGCCCCAUUUAAAAAUCUACACAGUUCUCGACAACAAAGUUUUUGAAGUUCCUUAUAAUGCCUCGACAACAGCUGAAGAUGUCUGCAUUCAUGUUUGUAGACAGUUGGGAGUUUUACCUAUAGCCCGACACCUAUUUGGUCUGCGAGUCACAAACAAGCAAAUUUUUCUACGCCCCUCGGCAGUUUUCAACGAAAAAAAUACGCAUUUUGAAUUACGAAUUCGGUUCAAAGUACCGAACUGUACCAAGUUGAGAAAAAUUGAUGAGAGGGCUUAUGACUAUUACUUUCAUCAAGCUCGCAAUGAUGUUCUUGAAAAUAAAAUACCUGACAUUGUUUAUGAGAAGUAUAGGCGGGAAUUGAUGGGUUUGGGGAUUACUGAUAUGUAUAGAGUGAUGUUAGAGAAGGAUAUUCCAAGAGAGAGUGUUGAAAAUGAGUAUAAAAAAUAUAUACCAAAAGAAGUGGUAAAAAGACACUCAAUUUUUAUCAAAAAACCUAUACAUGAUACAUUGGGGAAACUUCAAAAAUCUGUGCAUGAUGCUAAAUAUGUUAAAGCUGAAUAUUUGAAGCAGCUUGAUAUCAUAGCGCCAGAGUACCUUUCUGAAGUUUACAAAGCAGUGACUGAUGAAGACGGUGUCGUUUGUGCCAUCACCAUCAAGGUUACUCCUUAUCACCCAACUGAACCAGGGAUUAAAUUUUCAUCAGAAUCAAACAAAGACUGGCAACGCAUUUGUACCAUUGAAGAACUUGGUUUCAUCUCAAUUAGGGAUGAUGAUGGUACUGUUGAAAUCAGCAGAAAAAACGGAAUCCCAUUUUACUUAAAAUUUAACUCAAAUCAGUUAAUGUUUUCUUUCAUUAGUCUCUUAGAUGGCUACUAUCGACUGACUUGUAAAUGGACUUUUAAUAUUUGUAAAGAUGUUGUAACGCCUUCAUUGCAAAAAUUGUACGCCAUGAAGUGCCACGGACCUGUUGGAGGGGAAUUUUCUUAUGCUAAAUUAGAAGAAAAACGAAGCAACCGCCCAGGGUGUUUCAUAAUCAGGGAAAGUGCCGUUAAAUAUAGCGACUACUAUAUUGAUGUUUGCAUGAAAGACAAUUUAAAUCCACCAAAACCGAAAACUUUCAAAUUGGAAAGAAUAACCGGCGAUGAAUUUAUUUUCAAUGAUGAUUUAACAAGAUACAAGAGUAUUCAGCAACUUAUGGCUGCUUACAAUGAUCCCAAUGGCCCCAUAUUUUUACAAGAAUGUUUGCCACCUUCCGAAUACGACGUUUCACCGUUACUUCUUUGUCAAAGCGAUAAUUUACCAGGAGACUCAGUAACAGAUACCUCGGCUUUGAGGACGAUUUUACCAACAGCCCCUUUGUGCAUCAAUUGCAAAGAUCUCCAAGUUUUUAAGGGGCAAAGGAAAGAUGGUUCCAGAGGGAUUACAAUGACUUACAGAAGUAUGUGGAAAGUUACAAAAGGUAAAAAAAUUGAAGUGACCAUGAAAGUACUUAAACAGGAAUCGUGUGACAAGUAUUUGAAGGAGUUUCUUGAACUUGCUGGCCAAUACGCAUAUCUUCACUCUGACGCAAUUGUGCGUUUGUUUGGAAUAACGUUAUCGAGUAACGUUUCAUUAAUUUUGGAGUAUUUUCGAUUAGGUCCCUUGGACCAAUACUUAAGAGAACAUAAGGGAAUAUUGAAGAAAGUUGACUUAAUUGAAGCAGCUAGUAAUCUUGCUUCAGCACUUUGGCAUCUGAAAGAAAAUGGGAUUGUUCAUGGAAAUAUCAGAUGUAGAAAAUUAAUGGUCAAUUCACACGAUGAAAAUUCCUUCACUGUUAAACUGACCGAUCCCGGAAUUCAUAUUUCCUAUGCAUCCAAAGAGGUUCAUUGGAUACCCCUGGAAUGUUACACGAAUUUGGACUACGCGAAACGAUCAACCGCCGCCGAUGUAUGGGCGUUCGCUACAACCCUCUGGGAAAUCUUUGUGCUUGGUGAAGAAAUAAAAACCACCGAUCACGUGGAAACCAUGAGGUGGUAUGCAAGCGGCAAACGCUUACCUUGCCCCCCGAUAUGCGACAAGGACAUCUACGAGCUCAUGCUGGAAUGUUGGAACGCCGAUCCUCAUCGACGAAAACAACCCCAAGCCAUCAUGCGAGAUAUUAAUCAAAUAUUGUACCAAGUGUACAAUUCAAGACGGACACAUUCCUACGCUAAAAUUUUCACAAAAUCAAAUUCAACUCUACAGACAGUCGCAGCUUCGUCAACUUAUAGUUUAGCAUCAAAUACAACACAAUCGACUUUUAUGGUAAAUUCGGAAGAUUUAAUUGCAGCGAGCGAAAUCGAAAGCGAUUCUUCUGCCCCGUCGAGCUACCGAAGCCAAUCGCAAAAUUGCUUUUUAAAUUCACAGGAAGUUUUGAACAAUGAAGAUACAUAUUCUUGUGAUUUUUCGAACAUACUAUCGAAUUUCAAUUUUUCGACAGUAACGACGUCACUCGAUAGUAUAAAUUCGUUACAAAGUAUACUUGAAUUGGAUCAAGAUUGCAGUGUGGUUUUGCAAGGAAGAAUUGGACAAGGUUUUUACGGAGAGGUUUAUAAAGGAACGUUGGAAUAUCCCGGAAAUCCAGAAAUUGAGCCUAGAAUAGUGGCAAUAAAAAAACUGAAAUCUUCAACUCUAAGUUCGUGUUUGCAAGACUUUGAAAGAGAGAUUAAUAUAAUGAAGACUUUGCAACACCGGAAUAUUGUUGAAAUUUUGGGGGUUUCACGAGAACCAGACAUUUCUCUAGUUAUGGAAUUUGUUCAGCACGGGUCCUUGCAGAGUUAUUUGAAAAUUAAUCGAGAGUCGUUACAAAUGAAACAGUUGCUGAAGUUUGCACUUGACAUUGCAGAGGGGAUGAAUUAUUUGGGAAAGAAAAACAUCGUUCAUCGAGAUUUGGCUACACGAAAUAUUUUGGUAGCUGAUGAAAAUCACGUCAAGAUCUCCGACUUUGGUUUGGCGCAAGUUAUAGGCACUAAUGACUACUACAUUUUGAAAACCAGUAGAGAAUUGCCUAUUAAAUGGUAUGCGCCUGAAAGUUUACGUGAUGGGAAAUUUUCUGUCCGUUCCGACGUUUGGUCCUACGGUGUGACAAUGUGUGAAAUGUUCAACUGGGGCGAAGAGCCAAAAUUGACAAAUCUGGGAGACGAUGAAGUCAGAGGUCAAGAGCAACAAGUUCUCUUGAACGCCUUGGAGAGCGGGGCCAGAUUUCCGUGUCCUGCAUUGUGCCCACAAGCUGUCUAUAUCCGGAUUAUUUACCCAUGUUGGCACGCAGACCCCCACGAACGACCGCCAUUUAUUGAACUUGUCCAGGAAACACAAGAUUUGCUAACGCAGUAUUGAAAUCAGUACGGAUGUGAUAUUUGGUGCCCAUAUAAGGUGGAACAACUCCAUAAAAGGGUAUCUUUUUGAGAAGGUAACGACAUAACGGAGCACAAACAGGAAAGAGCACCACUAGUAUAAUCUUUUGUAAUUUACCUAUUUUAAGAUCAAUUGUUAGAUUUUAGUUUAAAUAAGUACCUGUUGUUUUUAUUAUUUGCUCAAUUUCUUUAUUUGGAACAAGCAUUUCUUGUGCCAUUUCUCAGUGCAAUCAACUUGUAAAUAUGUAUAUUUUAUUUUAAAAUAAAUUUUAAUUGAAGAUUA